This is a messenger RNA of Diabrotica virgifera virgifera (western corn rootworm), 2768 nucleotides long. RefSeq lists its product as uncharacterized. The transcript is spliced from 7 exons. Gene Ontology annotation, cellular component: extracellular region. Bases 386 to 2644 code for a protein of 752 amino acids. Lineage: Eukaryota; Metazoa; Arthropoda; Insecta; Coleoptera; Chrysomelidae. The record is from RefSeq and is a predicted model, not a curated record. Gene Ontology annotation, molecular function: chitin binding.
CUUUGGUAAAUUUAAUAUUGUUCAUACUCUACAGUGAACAGUGUGGUGAUGUAGCCACCAGAAAACACGACAAGAGUGAGCGCUUUUCUGAAAUUGAUAUAAUUUGCAUUCAAGUCUGUUGACACUGAUUUGUCGAGCUACGGAGCGAGGUCUGGAUACGCAUUGUGAAAUUCGAAAUCUGCGGCGAUCUUUAACAACAGAUUUUGAUUUGAUAUUUUUCAUUUUUUUAACGAAGAACUUACUGUUACAUAUUUAUAAUAUUAGUGGUGCUUCUGUUGAGAAUUUCUACGCGAUCUACACGAAAGUUGGUGUCUAUGCGAAAGUGUCAUGUGUUUCUCUGGAAAAGUUGUGUUCUAGAUUAUAAAUUAGUUUCAGAUUCAGGAUAAUGAAUAGGCCUUUAGGCCUUUGGAUACUUCUGUCAGCAGGUGUUUUAUGGUUAAGCACUCAAGAUGUCCACGGAAAAAGAGCAACAGCCCUAAUUUUUGCCAAAACUACAACAACUACCACCACCACGUCUAGUACACCAGCGUCAGAUGAGAGCUUGGACUCGUCAGAGGAAGAGGGGGAUUCAACUGAAGCAAAUGCUGAUGGUAGCGGAAAUUCAACCAAACCUCUUCUAACCGGUAUUCCACAAAUAGAUUACAUAUACGAUCCAAAUUUGCCAAAAGAAUUGAACGGUUACAACCUGUCCGACUACCCCUUUUACGAGAGGGUUCCAGAAAAUAUUACAUUUAAGUGCGAUGGACUGCACGACGGAUUUUAUGCCAGCGUGAUACACAAAUGUCAGGUAUAUCAUCACUGCCUUUAUGGGACCAGAUACGAUUUCCUAUGUGCCAAUUAUACAGCUUUUGACCAGAAAACGUUUAUAUGCCACUUCGCUUCUGAGGUCGACUGCAGCAACUCCAAAAGAUUUUGGCACAGGAACGAUGCCCUAUACAAACAAGACUCUACAACCACCAGUAGACCACUGGUUAUACCUACCACACCCGCCCCUCCAGUUCCACCACCCCCAGUACCAGUAGCCACCGCCGCGAUACCAUCAGGUCCUGGAACUGGCCCGCGAAGGGGUGUAGGGCGCCCUUAUCGAAGAAGACGCCCCUAUUAUGAUUACUACGAAGACUACUACGACGACUUUUAUUACGAUGAUAGACCCAGAUCUCGCGGACGAAAGAGGCCUAGACCUCGGCCUAGACCUCUUUAUGACGAUGAAUACGAAGAUGAAUAUGACGAUGACAGAUAUGAAAGGAGGGGCAAUGGCGGUCGAAGGAAUGAAAACAGAAGGCCGUAUAAUAGACGGCCUAAUAGAGGACGUAUUAAGGAGAGGCCUAAAUAUGAUUAUGAUGACGAAGAAGAAGAUCGAUUUGACGAUGAAGAGGAUGUUAAUAGCAGGCGAAGAAAACCCAUCGAUAAAAAUAAAAAAUCUAGUUCCAGAAAACGACCAUCAGAAGAAACCGGUGAAGAAACAGUAUCAAAAGAACAAAAAACAAAAUCAGACACAAGAACAAUUAUAAAACCAGUCAGUGGAACCAUAUAUGACCGACCACGGGUUGCGCCCAAAAUUAAACUACCAGUGCCGAAAAAUGAAGCAAAUAAAUAUGCUUACAAACCAUAUUCAACAACAAAAGUUACUCAAAAAGAAAAUGAUGAAUAUGAAAAUUAUGAAGAAGAAUCAAAAUCGAGUAAAAACGAAGAAUCUAGUAAGAAAAAGCAAGUGGUGGCUGAAAAUAAACCAGUAGAUGAUGUCGAAACUGGAAGAAACCAUAAGAAACCUGAUGAAGAUUAUUACUAUGAUGAAUACGAAGAAGACGAUGUAUCGUUGUCAGAUAGCAAAGAAAAGGAAAAAGUGAAAGAACAAUCAUCAUUUUCUAGUAAUAAAGAGAAAACACAUUACACAAAUGUAAAAUCACAACCUACAUCUACAACGACCACUACGACUACAACAACCACUACAACAACAACUACAAAAACAACAGAAAAACCUAUUCCGAUUAUGAAUAGCGAAUUAAGCCACUUAGAUCAGCCUGUUAUCAUUAGAUUAGUAAAAAGACCAUUUUUGCCAAGCCGAGGGGGAAACCCAUACGCAGCGAGAGGUUUACAGCCUGUAGGAUCACGAGCCUUGCCUCAAAACAUAGAAGAUAGUAUAGAGGCUGAAGGUUUAACUGAGCCUAAAUACGAAAAGAAUUUUAGGCCUAUGUCUACUACUGCGAAAUCGCUAGAAAAGGAAGAGAUCAAAAUGGAAUCAGUCCGAACUGAUUACAUGGAUCUUAGAGCGCCUCAGCCACCAAAACCACAGUAUAAGAAUCCUCUGGAUAUUAAUCUUGAAGACUACGACGUAACUCUUAAUGACGCGCUUAACCCAACUCUACCUAAUCUUCCAGUUCGAAGCUAUCCUACGGGAUUCGACGUUUCUAAUGAUUAUUCUUACAAUUAUCAGAAAAGCAAUAGAUUCAUUCCCGACCAAGCAGCCUCAACGGCAACUACCAAUUACGCCUUUAAACCAAAACCGGUGAAUCAACGAUAUGAAACAAUGCAAAUCCCGCGAGAACAUCAACCUAGCAGCAAUUUCAGGGGUUACUAUAGCGUGAUAGAAGACUACAGAGCUAGGCCAAUUCAAAAUAAUCAAGCCUAUUAUACGAGGUUUUAAAAAUGCUCAAGAGCCAUACAAAAUUAGUUCAAUAAUUUUAUUUUAGCCAGGUAGAUUUGUAGUUAAUACAACCAGAGUGUGUGAGGAACGGCAAAUUUACCAAAAAUAAAAAAUAAAUACCAAA